UUAGGCUUCGCGCAUGAUCUCACAGACUACGUGGUUCAUGGCAAGCGAGCAGUUCGAGACAACUGGGAACUGAAAAAAGAACGAGGUCAAAUCAGUCAGUGAUCUUCAGGUCGGAAUGUCGGAGCUCUAAGAAAGAUGCCCAAGUCUCCGAAUUGUAAUUCCGAGUUGGAUGACCGUUCAAACGAUUUUGUUCUCCAGUCAGAGCUCGUUUUUGCCUAGUUGUCUUGAACGCAUUGAAGUCAAGGAUGUCCUACUUCCCAGUUGUUUUUGAACGCGUAUAUUCAUUAGCAGUCUUUAUUCCUAAUGUUUGUUUGUUAUUUAGACCGUGGGAGUCCGCUAUACUUACUCCAUAUGACAGUCUUGUUGUGUACCUGCUAAUCAGCCUACUACCAAAGCAAGUUGGUUUCCAAUAGCCUAUAACGUCACAGAGCUAUAGCCUACGUCCAGAUCAUCCUCGCGAUGGAUAUGUGUUCACUUUUAUCUAAGUGUGUCAUCAAACAAACAAAGCACAAACAUUCCAAGCUUCUGCGCAUGUUCUAUCCAACCAAGUUCUCUGUUGGCUAGUGAUGGAAGUUAUGCUGGGGAUAGGACCAGAGUGUCUUGUUCUACAAAUCUAAGGUGCUGAAUUAGGCUAUGGUUUGCCCUGAUACAUAACGGUAACAGCAGCUCUUCCCAGACCCCCCCAGCCAGCUACUCCACCAACCCUUCAGCCCAGGCCCAAGCCCAGCCAUGACAGCCAAGUCGUCCCUGCUCAAGGUGAUCCUCCUGGGGGACGGUGGCGUGGGCAAGUCCUCCCUCAUGAACCGCUACGUCACCAACAAGUUUGACACGCAUCUCUUCCACACCAUUGGCGUGGAGUUCCUAAACAAGGAGCUGGAGGUGGACGGGCGCACCGUGACGCUCCAAAUCUGGGACACGGCGGGCCAGGAGCGCUUCCGCUCGCUCCGGACACCUUUCUACCGUGGCUCCGACUGUUGUCUCCUAACCUUCAGCGUGGAUGACAACCAGAGCUUCCACAAUCUCAACAACUGGAAGAAGGAGUUUGCCUACUACGCUGAUGUCAAGGAACCUGAGAAGUUCCCAUUCGUGAUCCUGGGUAAUAAGUUGGAUGUGCCAGAGAGGCAGGUUUCGGGCGAGGACGCCCGCCAGUGGUGCCGCGACAACGGUGGCCACCCGUACUUUGAGACGAGCGCCAAGGACUCGACCAACGUGGCGGCCGCGUUUGAGGAGGCGGUGAGGAGAGUGCUGGCGCAGGAGGAACGGGGGGAGCACCUCAUCCCGACGGACACAGUGGACCUGCACAGGAAGCCGCGCUCUGGCGCCUCCUGCUGCUGACUCUUAAAGGCCCAAUGCAGCUGUUUAUCUCAAUUUGAAAUUGGCAAAAAAACUAUUUCUCAAGCAAGAAUUUUGCUAAGACUGGGAAAACUAGCUGUUUAUUGGAAGAGGUUUGGAACAGUUUUUGUUAUUGGUAUAUUAACCAGUCUACCGAACAGUGAUGUCACCAUUGAAAGCUGAAACUCCCGUCCAUGCAAACCUGCUGAUUAUAAUGUCCUGUGUAGAUUGUAUUUUCAACCACCAACUAUCAGGAAAUAAACUGAUCACAUUUUUUCACAAUUUUACAGUAUUUGUUUCAUCAGCUGUUUAUACAAUAUGGUAUGAAACACAGGAAAAUUAUAAUUUUUACUUGCACUGGGCCUUCAAAGAGUCAGUAGGGGCAUAUUUGAACUUCUGCUGCCCAACUCUGGCCGUAACUUGUGAGUUCUGAUGAUACCAACGGCCACUUGGUUCAAGUUCUCCUUUUUUAACUGUGGUUAAUGCUUUCGUUCUGCUCUGUGCUCCUCCCUUGGUUUACCUGACUGCAUGUGCACACAGACACACAACCUGUUCAUGGCAUUAUACACACCCAACCCACUUAGGCUAUAUAAGUUUUAUCAUACACAGGAGUGCUCAUAGUUGGGCUUGCUAUUUGACAUUCCUUUGCGCUGGCGAGUGUGUUUUAUCAGUGACUACUACGAUCAAGAGAUUACUUUGUUCUGCGCUUGUCCUCCAGCAAUCAAGUAAUGACUAAAUAUUUACAUUUUUAGUCAUAGCAGACACCCUUAUCCAGAGCAACUUACAGUAGUGAGUGCUUACAUUUUCUGUACUUUUUCAUAGUGGUCCCCCGUGGGAAUCAAAUUCACAACACUGCCGUUGCAAGCGCCCUGCUCUACCAAUUGAGCCACAUGGGAAAUACUACAUUGUCAUCCCAUCUAUUAAAUGGGCUGAAUGUGCCAAAUGUAUAUUAAUAUUGUUGAUUGUUUAAAAUAAUCGUAUUUUGUAUUAACGUUAGUGGUGGUAGUCAGUACACAGACUGACUGAACUACAGUAUGUGUUGGGGGGAAAACCAGAGGGUUCUGUCCAGUCUACAUCAUUGUACAAAUGGAAAGAAUUUCAGUCAAACUCAUUUCUCUGAUUAUUCUCACUUGAUGGGCUGAUUUUAGAUUUUAAACCCACUCAACCAAGCCAUGCAAAUUUUGGCUGUGUGAAUUCGAAGCCGUUCAUUGGCUGGAUUGAGUGCUCUAUAGAGACCAACGUAUGCCCAGCCAUCAUAAUGACCAAAAUGGCUUUAACAUGUUUAAUCUCAUCCAAUUUCCAGAUAAACUGUCAAAAGCCUUUUUAUAGCCAUGUUAAUGUGUGUUCGUUAGGAAUGUUAAUUUAUUUAAAUGUAUUUACAGUCACUCACUACGCAAACUUGUGCACCUGAUGCCUCAGGACGCAAGUGCAUUAGCUAGCCUAACUGUUUUCGGAGAGUUUGGAAAUGAGAGGCUUUUUAAUGUUAUGUUGCCUGGACCUGGACUAACCAUUUAGGAAUUCAGCAGCAAAUCCCGGGCCAUUGCGCCACAAUUUAUUAUAGUAGGCUAUAGGCUGACUUGUGCCAUCAUGAGUUCUGUGUACUAUAGCCCCAAGGAAACCAGUUGUAAAUGCAUACCAGUUGUUCCUAUGUUUUGCUGUAAAACAAGACCAACCAUGACACACUAAACUGUAGGCCUAUUGUACUUUUUUUAUGUAAAAAAAAUAUUGUUGUUUAUUUGUCAAAAGACCCCCCAAUAACAGUGAUGUUACCAGUAUUCAAAUGUGAACCAGUAAUUUCUACAGCAGGGUUCCCCAAUUGGUAGCCCACGGCACACCAAGUUUUCUGAGAAUAUACAGUACCAGUCAAAGGUUUGGAGACACCUACUCAUUCAAGGGUUUAUCUUUAUUUUCUACAUUGUAGAAUAAUAGUGAAGACAUCAAAACGAUAAAAUAACACAUAUGGAAUCAUGCAGUAACCAAAAAAGUGUUUAAUAAAUCAACAUAUAUAAGUCGCUCUGGAUAAGAGCGUCUGCUAAAUGACUUAAAUGUAAAUGUAAUAUAUUUGAGGUUCUUCAAAGUAGGCACCCUUUGCCUCGAUGACAACUUUGGACACUUGGCAUUCUCUCAACCACCUUUCCAACAGUCUUGAAGGAGUUUCCACAUAUGCUGAGCACAUGUUGGCUGCUUUUCCUUCACUCUGUAGUCCAACUAGAUCAUCCGUUCACCUACUCUGCGUCUCACAAAGACAGUGUUUGGAACCAAAAAUCAAAACUUUGGACUCAUCAGACAUAUUUCCACCGGUCUAAUGUCCAUUGCUCAUGUUUCUUGGCCCAUGCAAGUCUCUUCUGAUUGUCCUUUAGUAGUGGUUUCUUUACAACAAUUUGACAAUGAAGGCCUGAUUCACACCAUCUCCUCUGAACAGUUGAUGUUGAGAUGUGUCUGUUAUUUGAACUUUGAAGCAUUUAUUUGGGCUGCAAUUUCUGAGGCUGGUAACUCUAAUGAACUUAUCCUCUGCAGCAGAGUUAAGUCUGGGUCUUCCUUUCCUGUGGCAGUCCUCAUGAGAGCCCGUGCUUGAUGGUUUUUGCGGCUGCACUUUAAGAAACUUUCAAAGUUCUUGAAAUUUUACAGAUUGACUGACCAUGUUUUAAAGUAAGGAUGGACUGUUGUUUCUCUUUGCUUAUUUGAUCUGUUCAUUCCACAAUAUGGACAUGGUCUUUUACUAAAUAGGGUUAUCUUCUGUAUACCAUCCCUACCUUGUCAAAACACAACUGACUGGCUCAAAUGUAUUAAGGAAAGAAAUUCCACAAAUUAACUUUUCACAAGUCUUAAUUGAAUUGCAUUCCGUGUGACUACCUCAUGAAGCUGGUUGAGAGAAUGCCAAGAGUGUGCAAAGCUGUCAGAGGCAAAGGGUGGCUACUUUGAACAAUAUAUUUGGAUUUGUUUAACACUUUUUUUGUUUACAUGAUUCCAUGUGAUAUUUCAUAGUUUGGUGUCACUAUUAUUCUAGGAUGUAGAAAAUAGUAAAAAUAAUGAAAAGAAAUUGAACGAGUAGGUGUCUCAACUUUUAACCGAUACUGUGUAUAAUAUAUGUAUAGUUAUUUUUUUGUUGCAUGUAAGACUGUAAAAACACUGGCAAAUCAGCUCCAAGUGAUUUUUAUUUUGUAUGUCUUCCAAAGUAUUCCCACGCAUUAUAGAAAGAUGCAUGUAAUUGUAUACAAAUGUAAGCAAGGUGUGAAAUGUAUGUUUUCGUCAAAUAUUCGAUCUUUGGACUUUGGUCAAUUUGCAGUCUAAAAAUUAUUUAUUUUCUGGCCCCCUGACCAUCCGCUCAAGAACAAAAAUUGUCCUGUUCCAGUGUCUUGCAUUAAAACAUGAACCACCCUGAAACACUCAAUACGGUCUUAAAAUGUAUGUUUGUGUGUGUGUGUUGAAAUAAAAAGUUGGCAAUUUUUUAACCUA
This is a messenger RNA of Oncorhynchus keta (chum salmon), 4788 nucleotides long. Its product is annotated as ras-related protein Rab-9A-like. Lineage: Eukaryota; Metazoa; Chordata; Actinopteri; Salmoniformes; Salmonidae. Gene Ontology annotation, molecular function: GTP binding; GTPase activity. The transcript has 3 exons. Bases 730 to 1335 code for a protein of 201 amino acids. Gene Ontology annotation, biological process: Rab protein signal transduction; retrograde transport, endosome to Golgi. The record is from RefSeq and is a predicted model, not a curated record. Gene Ontology annotation, cellular component: lysosome; phagocytic vesicle; late endosome.